ACUUUUAUGGAUGCUUGAUCAGACAAUUCGAAGUUACGAGCCAAACAAAUAAACAAAAAAAAAGACGAGAAAAAAGGCUAUCGUAAUCGGCGUUGAUGGGCUGCAAAGACCUCUGUUACCGGAAACAUCACAAAAAGCUCAAGCAGUUCCAGAGGGUGGAGAUAAAAGUGAAGAUGGACUGCGAAGGGUGUGAGAGACGGGUGAGGAAGUCGGUGGAAGGCAUGAAAGGAGUCAGCAAAGUCACCGUCGAACCUAAACUGAGCAAACUCACGGUCGAGGGAUUCGUCCAACCUAGCAAGGUGUUGCAUCGUGUGAUGCAUCGUACGGGGAAGAAGGCGGAGCUGUGGCCUUACGUGCCUUACGAGGUGGUGCCACACCCUUACGCACCUGGUGCCUACGACAAGAAGGCCCCUCCCGGCUACGUUCGUAAUGCCCUCGCCGACCCUCUGGUGGCUCCUCUUGCUCGUGCCAGCUCCUUCGAGGUCAAAUACACUUCUGCUUUCAGCGAUGAAAAUCCCAACGCUUGCACCAUCAUGUGAUCAAAAUUUAUAUAUAUAUAUAUAUAUAUAUAUAUAGUUAACUACACAUAUGUGUGUGUGUGUGUGUAUAAACUUCAAGUAACACUGGAAGACAGUUUGAAUGUUAUGUGUCAUCUAAAUUCCACUGAAAUUAAAAGAGAAAAACAGAAGAAGAAAGAGGAUAGGAGAUGGAGUAGUAAUAGGAGAAAGAAGAGAGAAAGGUGAGAAGCCAUAAACAGACUGACUAGGCAUGCCAUGACCCAAACAGGGUAUAGCAGAAGCAGUGUGUAACAGACGAUGAGAAGGCAGUUGCAGACCACACUCAGCCCUCUCUCGAUAGCUUCUCCAACCAGCAUCUUGUUCUACGUAUUCCUACUCUGUAUAUUGUUCAUGCUUCCAUUUAAAUACUGAACAAUAAAAUUAAUAAGUCUGCAACAAACUUGACGAGAGAACAUGCAAAAGAAGUUGUUUCCUCUCUAAACGGAACAAUGCAUCACGCAUUUCUGCA
This is a messenger RNA of Camelina sativa (false flax), 1026 nucleotides long. Its product is annotated as heavy metal-associated isoprenylated plant protein 27-like. Gene Ontology annotation, molecular function: metal ion binding. The record is from RefSeq and is a predicted model, not a curated record. NCBI's taxonomy places the organism in Eukaryota, Viridiplantae, Streptophyta, Magnoliopsida, Brassicales, Brassicaceae.